Molecule: messenger RNA, 1437 nt
Organism: Cinara cedri
Lineage: Eukaryota; Metazoa; Arthropoda; Insecta; Hemiptera; Aphididae
Source: the annotation of a GenBank genome assembly
AUGUCAAGUAAUUUAGAAAAUACACCAUAUCAUUCAAUAUUGCAACAAGAAACAUAUCGCAAAUUAUUAGGGCAAUUCAUAUCAUUGGGGGAAACAUUAACUGAUGCAAAUGAUCAUAAAGGAUUAAAUUCAGAUACUGUCACUCGAAUAUUAUCAGUAAAAUUUAGGAUGCAACAGCCAGAUUUACAUACAGGUUGGAGAGCUGCAACUCGUAGUAAAGAUAGGCUUAAUGUUAAUCACGUGUUUCAAUUCGGUGAGUUUUCAUGUACAUUAGCGCAUCUUGCUGUUGCUAAUGGUUCAUAUAAAUUAUUAAAAGCUCUAUUAGGGGCAGGUGCAGAUGUUAAUACUAAAGAUACACAUGGCAAUACUCCUUUACAUUUGGCGGUUGUCAGUGGCAAUGUGAAAGUAGUAAGUGCUCUAUUAAAAGCAGGUGCAGAUAAAAGUAUUAAUACUGAAGAUGAAGAUGGAAAAAUUCCUUUACAUUAUGCUGCUGCAAAUGGCUCACUUAAGAUAUUGAAAUAUCUAUUAAAAAAAGGUGCAGGUAUUAAUACUGCUGAAAGAAAAAAUGGAAGAACGGCUGUACAUUAUGCUGUUGCUAAUGGUUCACUUGAGUUAUUACAAUAUCUAUUAGAAAAUGGUGCAGAUGUUCAUAUUAAAGAUAAAAAUGAAAUAAGUCCUUUACAGUAUGCUGUUGCUAAGGGCGAUGCGAACGUAGUAAGUGCUCUAUUGAAAGUAGGUGCAGAUGUUAAUGCUGUAUUACAAGCAGGUGUAGAUGUUAAUGCUGUAUUAGAUAAAUAUAACCACACUCUGUUACACUGUGCUGCUAUAAGUGGUAACAUAGAGGCAAUGCACGUUCUAUUAGCGAAAGGUGCAGGGAUUAAUGCUCAAGAUGAAAAUGGAAGAACACCUUUACAUUGUGCUACUGUUAGUGGCAAUUUGGAAGUAGUAAAUGCUCUAUUGCAAGCAGGUGCAGAUGUUAAUGCUGCUGAAAGUAAAAAUGGAAGAACACCUUUACAUUAUGCUGCUGUUAGUGGCAAUUUGGAAGUAGUAAAUGCUCUAUUAGCAGCAGGUGCAGAUGUUAAUGCUCAAGAUAAAAAUGAAAGAACUACUUUACAUUAUGCUGCUAUUAGUGGCAAUUUGGAAGUAGUAAAUGCUCUAUUGAAAGCAGGUGCAUAUGUUAAUGCUAAAGAUAAAAAUGACAAAACUCCUUUAGAUCUGGCUGGUGAAGAAGGUCAUAAAAAUAUAGUAGAUGCUCUAUUAGCAGCAGGUGCAGUAGAAAUGGAAAAAGUAUUGGAAGAAGAAGUAGAAAGAGCAGCAAUAGCAGCAAUAAAAGCAAAAAUAAUAAUGGAAGCAGCAGAAAUAGAAGCAAAAAUAGAUUCGCGUCUCAUGCAUACUAAUAUAACAAGUGCUGCUGCACAAACAGCGCUCGUAAAGUAA